Uranotaenia lowii is the source of this 1345-nucleotide messenger RNA. Its product is annotated as carboxypeptidase B-like. The coding region runs from base 60 to 1292 and encodes 410 amino acids. Gene Ontology annotation, biological process: proteolysis. The transcript has 5 exons. NCBI's taxonomy places the organism in Eukaryota, Metazoa, Arthropoda, Insecta, Diptera, Culicidae. The record is from RefSeq and is a predicted model, not a curated record. Gene Ontology annotation, molecular function: zinc ion binding; metallocarboxypeptidase activity.
UUAGCGUUCAUUAUAAAACCAGCCUAAAAUCUACGCACAACCGGUAGUCAUUGAGCGAAAUGAGGUUCGGUGCAGUGUUUUUGAUUCUGGCCCUGGCCAUCUUGGCCAGUGGGGAACAGUUCUCCUACAGGAAUUACAAAGUGUUCAAGGUGCAACAUUCUACGCGUGAAGAGUACAUGGUGCUGAGGCAAUGGGCAGAAAAAAUAGGAAUCGAUUUCUGGGACCGACACAGGAUUAUGGUCCGGCCGGAUGUCCAGGAGCAGUUCGCUGCUUUUUUGGAAGCUCGUAACUUUUCGUACGAGAUUAUCAUCGAGGAUGUCGAAGUAACCGUUGAAGCCGAACGCAAGUACAACGAGGAGUAUAUCCGCGCCAAAAAGCUGUCCGGCAGAAGCACGGUCGAUUUCGAACACUUCUGGCGCUUGGAUGAGAUCUACAACUAUCUGGAUGAGCUCGAAGCCGAAUAUCCGCAACUGGUCAACGUUGAAACUGUCGGUACCACUCACGAAGGUCGCCCGAUCAAGGCCAUCACCAUCUCCAAGAACGGGGGCCAAAUCGAUGGUUCCCGACCGGUCAUCUUCAUGGACGCUGGAGUUCAUGCUAGAGAGUGGGCUGCUAUUUCUUCCACCCUGUACUUCAUUCACGAAGUAGUGGAGCACUACUACGAAUUCGAAGAUGAUUUGUUGGAACGAGACUGGGUAAUCGUGCCGGUUGGUAAUCCCGAUGGAUACGAAUAUUCGCAUACGAAUCAACGAUUCUGGCGUAAAAACCGAGUUCCUGUGUCGAUUUUGUGCUACGGCGUCGAUCUGAAUCGAAACUUCCCCUUCGAAUGGGCGUUGAUCACCAAUGUUUGUUCCGACACUUAUGGAGGACCGUCUGCAGGAUCGGAACCGGAAACCCAAGUGAUCAUGAAUCUGUUGGAGCGAUACCAAAGCAGUGUCCAGUUGUACUUGGCCGUCCAUACCUGGGGUGACAUGAUCCUUUAUCCUUAUGGGUACGCAUGGCCUUUCAUUCCGGUUGACAACGAGGCCGAGCACAUUGCCAUGGGAAAUCGGGCUAAGGAUGCCGUCACUGCUGCCGGAAAUCCCAACUAUGUCGUGGGUAAUAGCGCCGAAAUCUUGUACAUCGCCUCAGGUGCCAGUGAUGAUUAUGCCGCUUCGACUGGAAUUCCUUACGCCUUCACCUUGGAACUCACCGGAGGCGGAAGCGGAGGAUUCGAUCUUCCACCGGAGAGAAUUGAAGAAGUUGGCAAACAAACGUUCGAAAUUUUCCGGUCCAUGGCCAUGGAUCUGUAAGCAAACUUAAACUCUCUUGAAAAAUAAAUUGAAUAUUUCGGAAUUUUAGAAAA